AUGUAGUUCGUUGUCCGCAAGCAAGGCGCGCGAGCGCACCACUGCGCCGACACUCGAACACCAUUCGCCGAAGCGCGCACAACAUGCCGACCCAGCUUCUCUCACUGCUCUUGCUGAGCGUGCUCUGGCUAGGAACAGGGGCUGAGCCCGCCCCGGCUCCAGAGCCGGGCCGCGUCCCAAAGGUGUAUAAUGCCCUCAUCACGUCUAACCAGAACCUGGAGCCAAGUAAGGCAUUCCCAGUGUACCAGCCUGUGUUACACGAUGCCUUCGCCUUUUCCUACCAGCCUGCUGUUUUCUACGGAGGAGAUUUGCUUGGAAAUGGAUUGCUGCCUGCACCAGGUUUGCUGCCUAAACCGCCUCAACCGCCUCAAGUGCCUCAAUCUCCUCAACCUUCCGAAUCGACACCGGUUUCGACGCCCGAAGCUCCUGCGGAACCAUCGGCUGCUCCUACAGAAUCUCCGACUACCACUCCAGAACCUGCGAAACCAGAAUCAGAUAGCAAAGAAUCUACCCCAGCUCCACCACCUCCCAAUACACAAUCCCCGAUACCCCUCAACGAAUUCGGUCUCCCUCCACAAGUACUUCCACUAGGACACAUAGAUCCCUUAUACAAUGCUCUGCCACAAUUCAGUCCCUUCGCCUACAGAUAUCCAGGCGUUAGAUUCUAUGAUCCUUACGAUCCUUUUGGUUUCAGUCCUUAUUCCAGCCUGCCAAUAUACCGUCCUCUAACAAAUGUGUUAGGACAUAGUCUGCCUGUGAUUGCUGAAAAACCCGAACCUAGUAAUGCUGCAUCGUUGGCAAGUAAUGGUGUCUCUGAACAAUCUGCUCAAACACCACCUCCCGAACCCAGUGAUCUCAAUAUUCUGAACUAUUCCUCUAAAGACCCUGCCAUUCCUAAUGUCCCUCCUCCUCCUCUCCCCCAAGGCGGUCUCAAGACAGAUAAAUCUGAAUAGCUAUUAAUUAAAUUAAAUACUAAGCUUCUUUUAUAUAUUGAUUUGUUGACUGUAUAUCAUUACGUCAUACCACUUCCAUUAAGGCGAAAAAGUCAAAGUUCCUGGUAAUUUAUUUAUCGAUUUAUGUUUCGUGAAAAUUGCUGAGAGUAAACAUCCCAAUGCUGAAAUAUUUAGAUGCUUACCAAGUAAACGUUUAAUUUUUAGAAACUUUCGUGUAUUGCUCACGAUGUUUGUAAUUAUGGUUGUGUUGAGGUGAUCCUGAAACAAGUAAAUGAUAUAUUUUUAUA
This is a messenger RNA of Helicoverpa zea (corn earworm), 1240 nucleotides long. Its product is annotated as extensin-like. NCBI's taxonomy places the organism in Eukaryota, Metazoa, Arthropoda, Insecta, Lepidoptera, Noctuidae. The transcript has 3 exons. The record is from RefSeq and is a predicted model, not a curated record. Bases 84 to 953 code for a protein of 289 amino acids.